AUGGGUGCAGGCGGUGACACGGUGGACAAGGACAGCGUCUUCGCCAACUACAAGUCCGUGUUUUCACGCCAGUUUGCUGUAUCCUUGGCUGUGGAGUUUCUUGGUGUGAUGUUCUUCCAGAUCAUUGGCGGAACUUCCGCUCCCAACUUUGCUCCUUUUGUGAAUGGCUUCGCGCUGGCCGUGUGGAUCUAUGUCGCCGCAAACAUCAGCGGUGGCCACCUGAACCCGGCCGUGAGCUGCAGCACCGCAGUUUGCGGCUUCUACCCGGUGAUCCACACUGUCAUCUACGUCCUCCUGCAGAUUACGGGCGCAAUCGUUGGUGCAUGGGUCUCCGCUGGGCUGGUGCCUGGUGCUGGCGACCUGAUCGGCACUGGCGGAACCGGCCCUGGCUGCUUCGAUCGUUCCGUCAUCCAUGCAGACAUCACGGACGAGCAGGUAUUCGGCUGGGAGUGCGUCAUGACCUUUACACUGAUCUCUUGCGUCUAUGCCUGUGGCGUCGCGAAGCCAGGCCAUGGUAGCCACACGCCCUUCGCCGUGGGUCUGGCGCUGCUGGCCUGCGCUGGAUCCGGCGGCCAGUACACCGGAGCGGCUCUGAAUCCAGCCCGAGUCUUGGGACCCAUGGCGGUGUUCCAUUGUGGCACCGAUGUGGCCGGCCUUUACAUCGGAGGCCAGGCCCUGGCGGCAGUUCUCGCGAUGUCCGUCUUUGCCUUCGUCUCGGGCUUCGGCCCGCUGAACCCUUGGAUGGCGAAGCGCGCCUUGAAGCUAUCCUGGCCAGAGGCCAUUUACCUCUGGAUCACAGGUUCUCCUCCGAGCAGACUGCAGAAGACAGGUCGUGAGAACAUCAACGACUUCAUGCAGCAGUAUGCCCUUUUCUAUGAGAGCGAGGGCUCCGAGGCGCCGAAGUCCAAGAUCUUCGACGUGGAGCGCUGCUUUGGCUUGCGGAAGUCGGCUACGGUCGACACCGUCCCUGCCGACGCUGCGUGA
This is a messenger RNA of Symbiodinium necroappetens, 984 nucleotides long. NCBI's taxonomy places the organism in Eukaryota, Dinophyceae, Suessiales, Symbiodiniaceae. The record is from the annotation of a GenBank genome assembly.